AAGGAUCGUGGAGGAUUCCACAGCCAAAAUGGCGUUCAGGAACGUUGCGAUGAGAGUCUUGUUGCUCCUGGCGGUGGUGAGCGCGGCAUAUGCUGCCAAAGGCAAGGCGGAGAAGAAGGAGAGCGCAGAUGGUCCGGCGGCGUCCGGUCCGGCGGCGUCCGGUGAGGGCGGGGAGUACGACAUCACCAAGCUCGGCGCCAAGCCCGACGGCACAACAGACUGCACCGAGGCGGUGGAGGAGGCAUGGGCCUCGGCAUGCGGUAGCACCGGGAACCCGACCAUCAUCAUCCCCAAGGGUGAUUUCCUGACUGGAGCUCUGAAUUUCACGGGGCCGUGCAAGGGCGACGGACUCAACAUCAAGCUGGAAGGCAACCUGCUAGCUUCCAACGACCUGGCCAAGUUCAAGUCUAACUGGAUCGAGAUCAUGCGCGUGAAGAAGCUCUCAAUCACCGGCAAAGGCAACAUCGACGGUCAGGGCAAGGCCGUCUGGACCAAAAACAGCUGCCAAAAGAACUACAACUGCAAGAUAUUGCCAAACUCGUUGGUGCUGGACUUCUGCGACGACGCGCUCAUCGAAGGCAUCUCUAUCAUCAAUUCCAAGUUCUUCCACAUGAACAUCUUCCAGUGCAAGGGCGUGACCGUCAAGGACGUGAAGGUGAACGCGCCCGGGGACAGCCCCAACACCGACGGCAUCCACAUGGGCGACUCGUCCAAUGUCAGCAUCAUCGACACCACCAUCGGCGUUGGCGACGACUGCAUCUCCAUUGGCCCCGGCUCCACACAAGUCAACAUCAGCGGUGUGACCUGUGGCCCAGGCCAUGGUAUCAGCAUUGGCAGCCUCGGGAGGUACAAGGACGAGAAGGACGUGACCGACAUCACCGUCAAGAACUGCGUGCUCAAGGGCUCCACCAAUGGCCUCCGCAUCAAGUCGUACGAGGACGCCAAGUCACCCCUCGUAGCAUCCAAGAUCCACUACGAGAACAUCGAGAUGGACGACUCGGGCUACCCGAUCAUCAUCGACCAGAAGUACUGCCCCAACAAACUUUGCACCUCUAAGGGCGACGCCGACAGGGUCACCGUCAAGGACGUUACCUUCAAAAACAUCACCGGCACCUCCGCCACCCCCGAGGCCGUCAGCCUGCUCUGCUCCGAAAAGAAGCCCUGCGAAGGCGUCACAAUGUCCGACGUCAAGAUCGAGUACUCCGGCAAGAACAACAAGACCAUGACUGUCUGCACCCACGUCAAGGUCACCGCCACGGGAGUCGACAAGGCCAACACAUGCGACGCCUGAACCAUUAUACCACCCUGCGCGACAUGAUUUCUUUUCUCGGUAUUUCCAUUUUCGAAUCCACCUAGUGUACUAGUCCUCUCUGUUCUUUUCUUCUUUUUGCGAUCUCGGUCAUUUCUCUGUCAAGACUCGAGAGAAGAUACAGAGCAAAGCCAGGAGAUCGUCAUUUAGUUUACUUCAUGGAUUGAUCACUUACCUUUAUGUAGCUAACACAAAUAUAUGUAUGUGCCAGCUCAGAGCCACUUGAUCCAUGUAGUUUUGACGAUUUUGGCUUUUAUUUGUCUUGUUGAUACUCGUGCCGGCUGGUAAACCCUGCCGGAAUGAAGGCAUUUUAUUUAUUUAUUUUUUGA
Messenger RNA from Triticum dicoccoides, 1638 nucleotides. RefSeq names its product exopolygalacturonase-like. Gene Ontology annotation, biological process: carbohydrate metabolic process. Gene Ontology annotation, molecular function: polygalacturonase activity. Bases 29 to 1291 code for a protein of 420 amino acids. The transcript is spliced from 3 exons. The record is from RefSeq and is a predicted model, not a curated record. NCBI's taxonomy places the organism in Eukaryota, Viridiplantae, Streptophyta, Magnoliopsida, Poales, Poaceae.